UGCAUCGCUGAUGUUCUCUCUUGGUUUAUUGGAAAUCCUUUAAUGAUCAAUGACGCGAAAACUGACUUUCUAAUUAUUGGCACCCGUCAACAACUUGAAAAAACAUCUAUUGAAUCUAUUAUCAUUGGUGACACUGUCAUUAAACCUUUAGAAAGCGUCCGGAACCUUGGAUCCUGGUUCGAUGCUCAUAUGCGAAUGGAUGUUCACGUAGGCAAGAUUUGUAGCAAGGCUUUUCGCGGACUAUACAACAUAAGACAGAUCAGAAAGUUCCUUACCGUGCAAUCCACAAAGACAUUGAUCCAUGCCUUUGUAUCUUAGCACCUUGAUUACUAUAACGCACUUCUAUUUGGUCUACCUAAAUAUCGGCUUGAUCGUCUACAGAAAGUCCAGAAUGCCGCGGCACGAGUGACUUUUCAGAUUGCGAAAUUUGAUCAUAUCACACCCGCUCUUAUGGACUUACAUUGGCUUCCAGUGACGGUUAGAGUUCAGUUCAAAUUGUUCCUUUUUGUUUACAAGUCACUACACAACCAAAGUCCAUCCUACAUUAAAGAUCUUUUAUCCAUGAAACCAGCUGCUAAUUAUGCUCUUCGUUCGUCCGCACAAUCUCUUCUGUUCGUUCCAACAGUCAACUGCUCUACACUUGGGGAUCGGGCCUUUGCUCAUGCUGCACCUGUUUUAUGGAACUCGCUGCCAUUAACUACAAGAACAAGUAG
This is a messenger RNA of Porites lobata, 713 nucleotides long. NCBI's taxonomy places the organism in Eukaryota, Metazoa, Cnidaria, Anthozoa, Scleractinia, Poritidae. The record is from the annotation of a GenBank genome assembly.